GAAGAAAGCAGCGGAAGAAGAAGAUGCUCCAGUUUCGUUUCCGAGUGACCUAUUUAGCUCCCUAGCUCCUCAUAUUAGCAUCAGUUCAUCAUUUUUAUGAUUAAUAAUGGAAAUGGCCCUUCUUCGUUUGGGGUCUGGCUUAUGUUUUUUAGUUUUUUUGAUGGUUAAUAUCUGAUUUGUCCUCUAAGAAGCGGUACGAAAACGGAGGCGAGCUUUCAGCGUAACAAAAACAGACUAGCCGAUGUUAGCCAUUUUGAUUUAGCUUGCUGUUAAAAUGAGUUGUGAAACGUCAGCUGCGUUGUAGUUAAAUUAAUUAGUUUUAUAUAUAUUAGUUAUAUUAACACAUUUAACGCCAGCUAUCUCAGCGUAGUUACGUUCACUCCUGUAGCUCCCUUGGAUGUUUAGCGUGUCAGGAAGUGACUCUUCAGCCCCAUGUCUGCUGAGGCUUCAGUUGGCAGUCAUGCUGCCGACUCGGCCCAGUCUGCUGUUUCCCAGCCCGCCUGUCAGAACACAGAUGAUCUCAGGAAUCGGGGUCUGCUGGGGAGCAAGUAUGUCAAGUUAAAUGUGGGUGGCUCGCUGCAUUAUACAACUGUCCAGACAUUAAGCAAGGAAGACAGUCUGCUACACAGUAUAUGCAAUGGAGGCACGGAGGUUACCAUAGACUCAGAAGGUUGGGUAGUUUUGGACAGAUGUGGCCGACAUUUUUCUUUGGUUUUGAACUUCCUGCGAGACGGCUCAGUACCACUUCCAGAGGACCACAAAGAACUGGAUGAGGUUCUGAAGGAGGCCCAGUACUACCAGGUCCAGGGCCUCGUCCAGCACUGCCUCACUGCCAUGCAGAAACAAAAGGAUGUCUUUGAAAGUGUGUGCCGCAUCCCCAUGAUCACCUCAGUCAAAGAAGAGCAGAGGAUGAUUGCUACCUGCAGAAAGCCAGUAGUAAAGUUGCAGAACAACAGAGGAAACAACAAAUACUCUUACACCAGCAACUCGGAUGAUAACCUGCUGAAGAACAUUGAACUGUUUGACAAACUCGUGCUACGGUUUAAUGGCCGUGUCCUGUUUGUCAAAGACGUGCUGGGGGACGAGAUCUGCUGCUGGUCUUUUUAUGGAGAAGGCCGCAAGAUUGCUGAAGUUUGCUGCACUUCAAUUGUUUAUGCCACAGAGAAGAAGCAGACCAAAGUUGAGUUUCCUGAGGCUCGAAUCUUUGAAGAAACCCUCAAUAUUCUCAUUUAUGAGAACGGUAGAGGAUCUGGUCCAGGAGGCCUUCACCUUUUAGAUUCAAGAGGGUCAGGUACAUCACUGGGAGCUGGCCAAUCAGAGGAAGAGGGUGCUGCGGGAGGGGACAGGCGAGUAAGACGGAUCCACGUAAGGAGGCAUAUAAUGCAUGAUGAAAGAGGGCACGGUCAGCAAACUGUGUACAAGGACUAAUAAUGUGAAGACAUAAGGCAUGGAAGAGUGACUUUAUGUAUGUUUGUUUUUUUGUCGGAAGCAGAAUGAAAGAGAUGUCCUUGAUCAUAGCAAUAGCUUGAGUGUUAGUUAUUUCAUUUAAUGUCUUUAGACAUCACUGCAGUACGUGUAGGGGUUGACGACUGAUUUGUAACCGAGUUGAGAGUCAUUUGGAGAUGAAAAUGCUUUUGUUUACAUGAAAAGCAAUUGUGUACAUUCUUAAAAAUAGGAAAUAUGUCAAUUUACCUGGGACACGAAACUGGCAUAAAUAUUACCUUGCAAGGAACCUCCUGCAUGUUACUGAAUGGGCCUCAAUGCCCAACACCAACCACACAGAUGGAUUUUAUGCCUACUGUUAAUAUGGUUGUUUUGUGAUAUGCACUGCACUGUUUUUUCAGGUUGUGGAACAUCUGUUGCCUUUUCAUAAGUUGACAGUAAUGAACAGAGGAUGGAUUUCGUGUUUAGCUUAGAUACAUUAACACUGGAAUAAAACUGAGUAGCCAUUUUUAGUGAGGUUCUCUACGAAUGAGAUUGUUGAGCAGCUCCAUUUUCUUUAUUUAAAUUAUUACUGCUGUUGCUUCCAGAUGUUUUUUAUUAAUUAAUUUAUGAACCUAAUUUAUUGUUUGCUAUUUAACUUUUGUAUUGUAUGCAAUCUUUGUGUUAUGUAGUGCUCAAGUGAAUUUUAAUUUUUGGAAUAUGAUGCACUCCAUGGCACACUUCAGAUUUUGAAUUUACUUGUGUAAAUGACUAAAUCGUGAACUUAUGUUUCAGUUUCAUGUUUCAAGAGGAACCAUGACCUGUCCACCAUUUCUUUGAUUGUAUUUGUAUUUUAUUCUGAGCCAUGAUCUUUUGCUUUAUGUCUUACAUCAAACCACUGAAAUUUGUUCAAAAUAAUUGGCUGUACAGCAAUGAUAAAGGCUGUUAAUCCUGGGUUGUGUUUUUAUUCCCCUCAGGGAAAAGAUAAGUAUUCUCUUUCUAAUAUUCACCAGUGUCUUGUGCAAGCCUAAUCACUCUGAAUACUGAAACAAAAAAAUUGAAUGAGAGCAAUAUGCAUCUCACACACUUAACAAAAUCACCUUUAGAAUACCUUAAAAUAUGCACUAAUAAAACUUCCGUCCAAUUGUGGUCAUGAAUGUUCUGAAUAAAUUACUUAUGAAAUUCA
Thunnus maccoyii (southern bluefin tuna) is the source of this 2608-nucleotide messenger RNA. It is a transcript of the gene kctd13, whose product is annotated as potassium channel tetramerization domain containing 13. Gene Ontology annotation, molecular function: protein binding; ubiquitin-protein transferase activity. The record is from RefSeq and is a predicted model, not a curated record. Gene Ontology annotation, cellular component: Cul3-RING ubiquitin ligase complex. Lineage: Eukaryota; Metazoa; Chordata; Actinopteri; Scombriformes; Scombridae. Gene Ontology annotation, biological process: proteasome-mediated ubiquitin-dependent protein catabolic process; negative regulation of Rho protein signal transduction; protein homooligomerization. Bases 433 to 1428 code for a protein of 331 amino acids. The transcript is spliced from 7 exons.